AUGAACACUUCCAAUCAGCAAUAUUACGGCGGCGGCAACGCCUACCAGAACCGCUCCGACCUUCUCUCUGGUCUGCGCACCGAGGGUCUCGGUCUCGGUUCCAUCUUUCCGUCUCAGUCCAAUCCGCAGCAGUCGGGUCCUCGCAACGGUGCGACUUCUGCCUACCAGCAUGCUCAGCAACCACAGACCACUUCAUACCGAGCUCAAGACUCCCUUCGAGACAUUAGUGCGCUGCAAGCCAGCCUCGAGGAGCAGCUAGCUGCUAUGCGUCUGCACUCCAGCUUGUCCCUCGGCCAGUCGGACACGCAGUCGGCCUACCACAACUACCAGAACGGCUACGGCCACCAACAGCAGCACCAGUACGCUCAGCACAACCAGCAGCAGCAGCAACAGCAGCAAUACAUGCAAAUGCAGCUCCAGCAACAAUUUGCUCAGCAGCAGGCCGCCGUGCAGCAACAAAAGGUGGAGCUGCUUCGUCUGCAGGCCUUCCAGAAACAGCAGCAGCAGCAGCAAUACGGUCAGCAGCAGCAGCAGUACAGCCAGCAACAGCUUGCUGCUCAGCAGCGCUUCCUCCUCUCGCAGCUACACGGAGGCCAUGGCGACUUUGACGGUGCAUCUUCGCAGCACGCCGGCGGCAUGAAACAGGCUCAAGCUGCAGCUGCUUCGGCUCAGGAGCAGAGACAAGCGGCCCAGGCCAGCAUCCAGGCGAGUCUGCGACAGCGUCAAGUCCAACAGCUGUACCAGAGCAUGGGUCUCGAGAACGAGAUGCCCGGCUCGAACUAUCACGAAUCUUCGCAGCAACAGCAGCCGAUGCACCAGCAACAGCAACAGCAACAGCAAUUGCAUCUGCAAAACGUCCUCAACCGCCACACGCGCAAGGUCAGCAGCGAAGGACCAUCGCCCUCGCGCACGCCCUUGGACCAACGAAGCUGGCGAGGAGGUGCGGUGCCGGACUACGAGCGGAUGCCUACGCCGCCUGGGCAGCGCGGCGCAUCGCCUGCUUCCAGCAUUCACUCGCGCAAGGGCAUGCGACCAAUGUCAGGCACCACGGACAGCAUCCUCUCGAUGCGCUCGCGUACCAUGACGCCGACGAUCGUGAUUGACGACAGCGCCUCGGAGGGCUCGCGCGCGCAGUCGGAAGGCGACCAGGUGGAAGGCGACCAGACGCCCGAGACGAGCGAGGAGGAUCUCGAGGUGAACACGCCCGUCGCCAAGGCGCUGUCGAGCACUCCCAUGCCGCAGCAGAUGCUGAUGCAGAAGCAAGCCAACAACCAGGCCAACAGUCGGUAUGGCUCGCUGGGCCGAGGCGUGGCGAGUGCUCCCACUUCGACGAGCACGACGCCGCCCAUCACGGCACCCAAAGCCAUCCCUCGUGCGAUCCAUCUGUCGGCCGCUCCUCAGCAUCGCGCGUUCAAGUCGAAUGGUGCUGCGUCGGAGGCGAUGAUCAACAAUGCUGCCCUGACGCUGCCGCCCAUCCAGCCGCGCCGCCAACCCAAGGGACAGCCGACCGAGUUCCACAAGGUCAACUUCCAGGCGCGCGUCAACAGCCGGCUUCGCAAGGAUGCCAUGUCGAAGCUGUGCGCGAGCCCACGCGCGGCGAGCUUUGGCGGUAACGGUAUGAGCUUUGGAGCGAGGCUGUCGAGUGCUGGCAGUAGCGUAGGUGUACCUGCUGCUGCUCUGCCCUGA
Sporisorium graminicola is the source of this 1686-nucleotide messenger RNA. RefSeq lists its product as uncharacterized. The record is from RefSeq and is a predicted model, not a curated record. NCBI's taxonomy places the organism in Eukaryota, Fungi, Basidiomycota, Ustilaginomycetes, Ustilaginales, Ustilaginaceae. Bases 1 to 1686 code for a protein of 561 amino acids. The transcript has a single exon.